Poecilia latipinna (sailfin molly) is the source of this 1906-nucleotide messenger RNA. RefSeq names its product mucolipin TRP cation channel 3b (gene mcoln3b). Gene Ontology annotation, molecular function: NAADP-sensitive calcium-release channel activity. The transcript is spliced from 14 exons. The record is from RefSeq and is a predicted model, not a curated record. Gene Ontology annotation, cellular component: lysosomal membrane; plasma membrane. Lineage: Eukaryota; Metazoa; Chordata; Actinopteri; Cyprinodontiformes; Poeciliidae. Bases 84 to 1760 code for a protein of 558 amino acids.
CUUAGUCAAAGUUCGUGUAAACUGCGGUGGGUGCUUCAGAAAAUGAUUGAAGUGAAGAACGGCGCUGCAGUUUAAAUUCAGACAUGGAAGAGUCCAGCGAGACUUAUGAUGUCCAUGAGACAAACCGUCCCAUUUCGUGGGAAGACCACCAGUGUCAGAGCAUGGAGGAGAGAACUGAAUGCCUCCGAAGGAAGAUCAAGUACUACUUCAUGAAUCCGUGUGAGAAAUACCACGCGCGGGGACGGAUACCUUGGAAACUCAUGCUGCAGAUUAUCAAAAUUGCUAUAGUUACCAUGCAGCUGGUCUUAUUUGGCCUGAGCAAUCAGAUGGUCGUUACUUUCAAGGAAGAAAAUCUGCUGACCUUCAAGCACCUUUUCCUCAAAGAUUAUGUUGACGGAAGCAUGGAAGCCUACGCCGUUUACAGACAAGCUGACGUUUAUGAUCACAUCGACUACAUUAUUACUCAGUACGGACUUCUGCACAACAACACUGUUGGGAAUCAUGAAUAUGAGAAAAAUGGCUCUUCCUACAACCCGCUGCUUCUCUGUCAGAACUUCUACAGGAAUGGCAGCAUCUACCCUGGAAGUGAAACCUUUGAAAUUGACGCUCAUGUGGACACGGAAUGCCUUAAAAUCUAUCCAGCCAAUCCCGUACCACUGCGUGACAUGCCUGAAAACUUUGAACUGCAUUUUAAAAGGCUGCUCCUUGUGAAGGUCACAUUCGCUGUAAUGGCCAUUAAUCUGCAAACUGUGAGAUAUCGAGAGCUGCCUGACUGCUACGACUUCACUGUCAUUAUUACUUUUAACAAUCAAGCUCACAGUGGCAGAAUGAAAGUCGACCUGGAAAUGGAUGUGGAAAUCAACGAAUGCAAAGACUGGAAAGUCACUGGAGCCUCUGCAAGAAAGAUCUACCUGACUGUGAUGUUCGACUGCGUCAUCCUCAUUACCUGCAUCACCUCCUUUGUGCUCUGCACACGCUCAGUGGUCAAAGGGGUUCUGCUGAUGUUUGAGUACAGCCGUCAUUGCAGAACACACUCUGGUAGAAACGUGCCGUGGUCGGACAAGCUGGAGUUUGUGAGCGGCUGGUACAUCCUGAUGAUCGUCAGCGACACGCUGACUAUCAUAGGGUCCAUUCUCAAGAUAGAGAUCGAGUCUAAGGUCUUUACAAGCUACGAUGUGUGCAGCAUCUUCCUCGGCACCGGCACCAUGUUUGUUUGGAUCGGAGUCAUCCGUUACAUGGGUUACUUCAAGAAGUAUAACAUUCUCAUCGUGACGCUCCGGGCAGCUUUUCCAAACGUUAUCCGUUUCAUCUGUUGUGCUGGAAUAAUAUACAUAAGCUACUGUUUUUGUGGCUGGAUCGUGAUUGGCCCGUAUCACGAAAAGUUCCGGACCUUAAACACCGUGUCGGAGUGUUUGUUCUCACUGAUCAACGGAGACGACAUGUUCCCUACAUUCAAAGAUAUGCAGCAGAAGAGUAACCUGGUGUGGAUUUUCAGCAGAGUCUACCUCUACACCUUUGUGUCACUCUUCAUCUACAUGAUCCUCAGUCUUUUCAUCACAAUAAUCACCGACACAUACGACACAGUCAAGCAGCAGCAGGAGAACGGAGUCCCAAUAUCAGAGCUGCAGAAAUUUCUCUCUGUGUGUAAAGAUCUGCCAAAUUCUGGAGUUUACAGACUUGAAAAGAACGAGAGCUGCAUCAUUAGCUGCUGCAUCAACAGAUGCAACACUCGCCAAGAGAGGCUGACGUCAGAGGCGUAGCAGUUUGAGUAUUUUAUACUUUAGGGAUUCCUGGAAUCAAAUUAACGGAAAAGAAACCUGCUACGAGAACAAACCGGAGAAAGAUCAACUCUGGUCUGGGGUCAAAAUGACACACAAACCUGAAAACAUCUCGUAAAUGGAAAAUA